AUGGAAGCCUCGCGAGAGGAGCGGCAGCAAAUGCGGCAGCGUGGAGCUGGGACGCGCAAAGCAAAAGAAGUCAAUUUUGGGUUCUCAUUUGGUAGUCCAGCGCUUGGAUUAUCAGCGCCCGCACCGCUUGCGACUGUCCCUGAAGCUCAGAAUCCACCGCGAACACAGACCACACCGAACACAACACCACGACCGUUAAAGGUAUCGCAACCAGGAUCGCAAGCCCGGGGGUUGGGCGCACACCGGGAAGUGCGCGCAACAAGCUCCCAGAAAGACCCUCGACAUAUGAAAUACCCUCUUCAGACGAUAGAUCUGAACAAACGCGAAGCAACAAGAGGAGAAAGAUCAGUAUGUUAUGGACCAGGCUGGUGUGUUAUGCCAGAAAUGUGUGCUAAUGCUUCUUCAGGUCCUCCUAAUGGAACAGAAGAUACUCCUUCUCGUCGGAAUGGCAGACGACCUGAGAAUGGUGAUACACACACCGUUGAUAAUAGUGCAGGUAGCACAGAGUCCCACGCAAGCCACACCCAAAACCCUCCAAAUACAGAUGCACCUCCUCCAUCGGAAAUAACCAACAAUGAAUCCCCGCAGCCUCAUAUCUCACCCAUUCCGGAGACCUCAGUCGAAGAUCAACACCCAAUAGAAGAGGGGACCAAUGGCGCGGAACCAACAAAACCAGCCGCUGAAGAGCAACUAUCCCAAGGCACAUCUCCAGUGUCUGGCCCUACGGCGCCUGCAGUAGCUGAAGAAUCACAAGCGCCACUUACAUCACCUGAAGCUCAGGCCGGGGUCAAACAGCCUGAAAACACCGGGCAACUACGCGAGAAACGACAUAACACUCGGUCACCACCACGGCCUGAGGAACGAAUUCAACAAGCUAUCACAGAACCCGCUUCUCCGGUUGUUCAGACAGAUAAAUCUGCCACAAAAGCCUUAUCACCACGCGGUAGCUCGGCCGAGGCUCUUGAAGCUAGCCAUGCACCGACUAUUUAUGAGGACGUCGACAUGACUGAGGAUGUUCCACCAUCCAAAGAUGAUGCACCAGAGCAAGUCAACCGGACGUCUCAAGGGCCUUCUAUCAAGACGAAAAAGUCUCGAGGUCGCCCGCGGCAUCAACCCACCGCGAACAACACUCCGGAACUGCACGUGGAAGCCGAUGUACAAGAACCUACAACCGAGGCGCAAGAUGAGCCUGUGGCAGCUCAAGUUGAGGGGGCGCAAAAGACCAAACGGCCUCGUGGGAGACCCUCGCUUAACAAGAAGGCUAUUGAAGCUAUCGCGACUGAGAAGGUUUCACCUGAACUUAUACCAGAUGUCGCGGAGUCCUCUUCGGGACCACGUCGGGGUCGCAAGCCAACAUCACAAAGGGAUGAACAGCCGGAAGCUGUGGAAUCCGCGGUGCGCAAGCCACGUGGCAGACCUGGGAAGAAAGCGAAACGUGCAGCCGAAACUGACCCCGAACCCGAGCCUGAACCUGCGACAGCAGACCAGCCAGAACCAGAGGCAGAAUCUGCGGUACCUAAGUCUCGUGGCAGACCCGGUAAAAAGACCAAACACGCAGCCGAGCCUGAGCCUGAGCCCGAGACAGAAGAUCAACCAGAACUCGAAGCAGAAUCCGCAGUAUCCAAGCCCCAACGUGGCAGGCCUGGAAAGAAGGCCAAUCGCGCAAUAGAGCCCGAGCCCGAGCCGGAGCCUGUCAUUGAAGACCAGCCGGAGCCCGAAGCGGAAUCUGCAGUACCUAAGACUCAACGUGGCAGGCCCGCAAAGAAGGCCAAUCGUGCGAUGGAGCCUGAGCCUGAGCCUGAAGCGGAAUCUGUAGCACCCAAGUCACAGCGCGGCAGACCUGGGAAGAAAGCCAAGCGAGCAGAGGAGCCUGAGCCUGAACCCGAGGCAGAAUACCAACCCGAGCCUGAGCCUACACAAGAACAGCCUCGUCGCAAGACACGAGAGCCUCGUGGAGAAACAGUCCCAGUCACUGUUUACCGUCUCGCGAAUGUCAAUUCUCUAUGUGGCACAACAUCUACGGCCGACGGGUCUGGAGGUGAAGAAGAAUCCGCCGAUGAACUCACUACGCACCAGAGGGCCAAGAUACCCAACCGCGGCGGUGUCAACCCGGCCGAUGUAUUGAGCCAGAUCUGCCGCGAGACUCUGGAGAAGACACUUAAUACACUCAAGGAUGGGAUUGCGAACGAGGCGAAUGCUACGCGACGUGCAGAGUGGUCGCGCAAGAGAAAAGCUGUUGAAGUAUUUGGCUCGGAGCUCGAGAGUCGCCUCAUGGAUCUGAGCGGGAUACUCGAUAGCAACUUUGUGCUUGGUGUGCAAUUGAAGAAGACUAAGCGGGAGAUGAUGGAUCUACGGAAUCAUUUAUACCGGGUCCGUCGAGAACGCGAGAACAUAGCUUUGCAGAUGGAUGCAGUACGCAGCAAACACAUUGAAGAGGAGAAGGCCAAAUCGUCACGAUCCACGAUCAGCAACUCCAUCCACAGCCUUGAAUUGGCCCUCGACCGCAACAAGCAACGUUCUGCCUCUGCUGCGGAAUCUUCUGCUGAUAUUGAAUACAUGCUUCGCACCGUUGCCGAUGUGAGUUCCCGAGCCCCUGGAGCACAAGGCGGUCUCUUAAACCAAAUUCGGGCGUUCAACGCACAGCUCGAAGCUACUGUUGGUCGCCUGGAGCGAUGA
Molecule: messenger RNA, 2676 nt
Organism: Penicillium samsonianum
Lineage: Eukaryota; Fungi; Ascomycota; Eurotiomycetes; Eurotiales; Aspergillaceae
Exons: 4
Coding region: 1-2676 (891 amino acids)
Molecular function (GO): DNA binding
Source: RefSeq, a predicted model, not a curated record